Messenger RNA from Phodopus roborovskii (desert hamster), 1525 nucleotides. RefSeq names its product solute carrier family 16 member 8 (gene Slc16a8). Lineage: Eukaryota; Metazoa; Chordata; Mammalia; Rodentia; Cricetidae. Bases 62 to 1525 code for a protein of 487 amino acids. Gene Ontology annotation, cellular component: membrane. The record is from RefSeq and is a predicted model, not a curated record. Gene Ontology annotation, molecular function: monocarboxylic acid transmembrane transporter activity. Gene Ontology annotation, biological process: monocarboxylic acid transport; transmembrane transport. The transcript has 4 exons.
ACUCCUCUACAGCACCUACCACUGCCUUUUGUCCCCCUCUUCCCCAGCAGAGGAAGAGGCAAUGGGCACUGGUGGCCAGCGUCGGGGUGCAGGCCCCCCAGAUGGUGGCUGGGGCUGGGUCGUGCUGGGUGCCUGCUUCGUGAUCACCGGCUUCGCCUACGGCUUCCCCAAGGCUGUGAGCGUCUUCUUCGGAGAGCUCAAGCAUGACUUUGGAGCAGGUUACAGCCACACAGCUUGGGUGUCCUCCAUCAUGCUGGCCAUGCUCUAUGGCUCAGGCCCCUUAUCCAGCAUCCUCGUGACGCGGUUUGGCUGCCGUCCGGUGAUGCUGGCUGGUGGGCUCCUGGCUUCUGCGGGCAUGAUCCUGGCUUCCUUUGCCUCACGCCUCCUGGAGCUGUACCUGACAGCUGGAGUGCUCACAGGCCUGGGCCUGGCCCUAAACUUCCAGCCAUCGCUCAUUAUGCUGGGGCUCUACUUCGAUCGGCGACGGCCCCUGGCCAACGGACUGGCAGCGGCAGGCAGCCCGGUGUUCCUGUCCACACUGUCGCCGCUCGGCCAGCUGCUGGGGGAGCGCUUCGGCUGGCGCGGUGGCUUCCUGCUAUUCGGUGGCCUCCUGCUACACUGCUGCGCCUGCGGGGCCGUCAUGCGGCCCCCACCAGGGCCCUCGCCUCCACCACGCCCAGACCCCGCGGAGGACCGCGCGCCCUCCGGUGGCCAGGCUCGCCGCCGCCUGCUGGACGUGGCGGUGUGCACCGACCGCGCCUUCGUGGUGUACGUGGUCACCAAGUUCCUGAUGGCGCUUGGGCUCUUCGUGCCUCCCAUCCUGCUGGUGAACUACGCCAAGGAUGCAGGUGUGCCUGACGCAGAGGCCGCCUUCUUGUUGUCCAUCGUGGGCUUUGUGGACAUCGUGGCUCGGCCGGCGUGCGGUGCCCUGGCGGGCCUGGCACGCCUGCGACCCCACGUCCCCUAUCUCUUCAGUCUGGCCCUGCUGGCCAACGGGCUCACAGACCUGAUCAGCGCGCGUGCACGCUCCUAUGGUACCCUCGUGACUUUCUGCAUCGCCUUCGGCCUCUCCUAUGGCAUGGUGGGCGCACUGCAGUUCGAGGUGCUCAUGGCGACCGUGGGUGCACCCCGCUUCCCCAGUGCCCUGGGCCUGGUACUGCUCGUGGAGGCUGUGGCAGUGCUCAUAGGACCGCCCUCUGCCGGCCGCCUGGUGGAUGUCCUGAAGAACUAUGAGAUCAUCUUCUACCUUGCUGGCUCUGAGGUGGCUUUGGCAGGAGUCUUCAUGGCAGUUGCUACCUACUGUUGCCUGCGCUGCUCUGAGGACACCCCAUCAGGUCCAGCUGCUGAGGGAGGAGCCAGUGAUUCUGAGGAUGUGGAGGCUGAGAGGGACUCUGAGCCAAUGCCUGCCAGCACUGAGGAGCCUGGCAGUCUUGAGGCUUUGGAGAUGCUAAGCCCCCGGGCGGGGUCCCCAGGACCAGAACCAGAGGUGGAGGCAGAGCCUGGGCUGGGUCAUGAUUCUGUGUAG